AUGGCCUCCAAAGCCGAGCUUGAGGGCGAUAUCCGGUAUAUCAAGACCCCCAAGGCGCAGCCGUCGGCGUUUGAGUCGACCCAGGAUUGCGGCGUCCCCAUUACCAGCUCUGCGGCCAUCCACAAUGCCCCGUUGCCGGCUGAGGGACCCGGCAAUGUGAGCUUUUCCAACCUGGCCUUGAUCAUCCUGCUCGUUGGCGUGCCAUUUUUGCUUGCGCGCUUUCUGGGCGGCGGCUUCAAGACCACCAUCUUCUUCAUCAUCGUCUUGUUCUUCCCCAUCCUCAUUGCCUUUUGGACCUACGCCUCGCGCUUUAGCCCUCGCGUCAAUGACAAGGUCCAGCUCCCUGGGCGCGGUGUCGAGCAGUACGUGACCUUCAAGGACCCCGCGGACAAGGCCAAGUGGAGCGGGAGGAACACGGUCCCCAUCCAGACCUUCUCUGAGCUCUACGUCGAUGGCAAGGCCGACUUCAACGGCGACUGCCUCGACGUCCUGGAGUACCGCCACGACUGGUCCAACUUUAGCUUCACCUGGGACUUGUUCAAGUUCAUCAUCUUCACCUUCUUCCGCGACGUCGCCCUGCACACCCGGGACCAGGACAUGGAGCAGAUCCGCCCCAACUAUGACCGGGGCAACGACCACUACGCCUGGUUCCUUGGCCCUCGCAUGAUCUACACCAGCGGCAUCAUCUCGGACACCGAAAAGGAGGAGACCCUGGAGGAGCUGCAGGACAACAAGAUGGCUGUUGUCUGCGAGAAGCUUGAGCUCAAGGAGGGCGAGACCCUUUUGGACAUUGGCUGCGGCUGGGGAACGCUGGCCAAGUUCGCCAGUGUCAACUACGGUGCCAAGGUCACGGGCCUCACCAUUGCCGAGAACCAGACCGCCUGGGGCAACGACGUUCUGCGCCGCGCUGGUGUCCCCGAGGAGCAGAGCCGCAUCAUCUGCAUGGACUAUCGCGAUGCGCCGCGCAAAAAGUACAACAAGAUUUCGCAGCUCGAGAUGGGCGAGCACGUCGGCAUCCGGAGACUCACGACCUUUUUCCGCCAGUGCUACGACAUGCUCGAGGAUGACGGCUCCAUGUACGUUCAGCUGUCCGGCCUGCGACAGGCAUGGCAGUACGAGGACUUCAUUUGGGGCCUGUAUCUGAACAAGUACAUCUUCCGAGGUGCUGAUGCCUCGACGCCUCUCUGGAACUACACCCGAUCCCUCGAGAUGGCCGGUUUUGAGAUCAAGAGCGUCGACACCGUCGGUGUGCACUACUCCGCAACCCUGUGGAGGUGGUACCGAAACUGGGUCGGCAACAAGGAGGAGAUCACGGCCAAGUACGGCCAGCGAUGGUACCGCAUUUGGGAGCUCUUCAUGGCCUGGUCUGUCAUUGCUUCUCGCCAAGGUAGCGCCACUUGUUUCCAGAUUCUGGUCGUCAAGAACCUCAACUCGACGCACCGCAUCAACGGUGUCGGUUCCCAGUUCGGCAUCUCGGGCGCUCUCGCCAAGAGCAGAGCAAGCGGGAAGUCGAGCAUUGCCAAGUAA
This is a messenger RNA of Purpureocillium lilacinum, 1527 nucleotides long. Its product is annotated as sphingolipid C9-methyltransferase 1. Lineage: Eukaryota; Fungi; Ascomycota; Sordariomycetes; Hypocreales; Ophiocordycipitaceae. The record is from RefSeq and is a predicted model, not a curated record. Gene Ontology annotation, biological process: cellular response to biotic stimulus.